AUGAAUCAACAAAAUGAACAAUUAAAUAAUUAUUUUUAUUCUCAACAACAAUCAUCACCAUCUUCAUAUUCUAGACCAGUCUUAGUCCCAGCUACUUCCAUCUAUGAUUUUUAUUCGUUAUUGAACAUUGGUUCUGGUGCUUUUGCACAAGUUUAUAGAGGCUACGAAUUGAUUAAAUUGAUGCCAGCAAAGUAUCGAGAAGUGGCUCUCAAGCGAAUUAAUCUUGCUGCUAUUACUGAUCCGGCUAUUUACAAAACAACAAUAAAUGAAGUUAAAAUUUUUACCAAUUUAAACCAUCAAAAUAUCGUCAAAUGUUUUCGUUCCUUUGAAGAGAUUUCGCGUUACUCGCAAAAUAAGUACCUCGUUCUUGUUUUGGAAUACGUUAAUGGCGGUGAUCUUCAAACUUGGAUUCAGCGUGCAACUUCCUACUCAUACCUUUUGCAUGAAAGUGAAAUUUGGUUUCUUUUUGGUCAAAUUGCUGGAGCUGUUAAAUAUAUUCAUUCAAAAAAAAUUAUUCAUCGAGAUUUAAAACCUCCAAAUGUUCUUUUGACGGAUAAUGGAAUUGUUAAAUUGGCUGAUUUUGGUCUUUCUCGUUUAAAUUUAGCUGUUGGAUGUCAGGCACAAACAGUUUGUGGUACUCCUUAUUAUAUGUCACCUGAACGAAUUAUUGAGGAACCAUAUACUUUUGCUUCUGAUAUUUGGUCUUUGGGUUGUAUUUUGUAUGAGAUGGCAGCAACAAAAUCACCAUUUUUUGGUGAAAAGGAUAAUGUUCAAUCCUUGAUACAAAAAAUACAAACUGCGGAUUACCCGCCUUUACCCGAUGACCGCUAUACUCCUCAUCUUGAAUCUUUAAUUGAAUCCUGUAUGCGUCCAACUAUGAAUGAAAGACCAAAUGCAUUUACAGUCUAUGAAGUAGCUGAAUAUAUGAAUGGUUUAUGGGGAAAUCAUUAAGGAAUAUGCCGAUGAAAGUAAAUAAAAAUUAUUUUUAAAUUAAUUUUUAAUUUCCCAUUAAUUUUUUUUAAAGUUUUUGUAAAGAAAACGAAUUUUGGUAAAAGUGGUUUAGACCCCCCCUCUCCCCAUUUUUUCUUUUUCGCUCAGUUUUUUAAAAAUUUUA
Molecule: messenger RNA, 1114 nt
Organism: Meloidogyne enterolobii
Lineage: Eukaryota; Metazoa; Nematoda; Chromadorea; Rhabditida; Meloidogynidae
Source: the annotation of a GenBank genome assembly